AUGUCGGUUUGUUGUGAAUUGAGAUUGAGAGAGCAGUCGACGACGAUGAUGUCCAAUUACAAUAAUAAAAGGAGGAAGACGACGAUGGAAGAGGCGGCCUCUCCGUCAUGGUCGUCGUUGCCAGACGCGGUGGCUCUGAGUUGCGUGGCCCGACUCUCGAAAUCAGACCUCAAAGCCGUAUCUCUCGUCUCCAGGAGACACCGCUCUCUCGUAGCCUCCCCUGAGCUCUGCCGCACGCGGACGCUGAUUGGUUGCACCGAGCCAUCUUUCUACGUAUGUUUGCGCACCUUUCCUGACCCAUUCCCACGCUGGUUCAUCCUCACCGGUUCUCGGCGGCUGAGGCCGAUCCCAUUGAACCUUUGUCAGGCUCCAGAGUCAUCCUCUUUCGUGGUGGUUGAUUGGGGGAUCUAUGUAAUCGGUGGACUCGUAGACCGCAAUCCCACUUCGGAUGUAUGGUUCCUCGAUUGUUUCUCUCAUAGAUGGCGUCAAGUCCCGUCAAUGAAGAUGGCUCGUGCUGCCGCAUCGGCAAGCCUUGUCGACGGCAAGAUAUACGUGUUUGGAGGGUGCGGAGAUGACGUUGCUGAUUCCUCAAACUGGGCAGAGGUGUUCGAUCCAAAGACCCAAACUUGGCGCUACUUUAAAACGCCCAUGAUGAUGAUGACUCACAGUAUCCAGCAAAGUGUGGUGGUCGAGAAGAAGAAGGUUUACGCGGUGGAUGAGGAUGAUCAGAGCUUCUACUUCUCGCCAAGUGAAAGUAGUUCCUGGACAAGGGGAAGGAGAGAUGCUAAGCCAGGUAACAGAGACAAUUGGUGUGCCAUUGGGAAGCUCUUGUACUGUGUUGGUAGUUGCGGGAGAAUACUGUGGUGUGAGCCAGAUGAGUUGGAUUGGAAAGAAGUCAAGGGUUUGGAAGAGCUGCAACGCUCUCUCACUGGUCGGAGAUAUCUGUUGGAGUGGUACCGGGCCAAGGACAACAACGUGUACCAGAAGUACAAGAAGUUCGAGGUUAAACAUGAUAUCAGCAAACUCUGCUGCAACUCUGCUGGGAACAUUGUCAUCUUCUGGAACUUCCAGGGUCAAGGUCCUAAGAGUGUGGAGCUUCGGUCUGCCGAGAUUUCCUUGGAGAGAUGCGAGGGAGGCGAGGUUUGGGGGAGGAUUGAAUGGUCUGGUACGGUCUUCAAACUUGAUCCCCUCUCAGAGUCAUAUAGCGUCAAGGUCUUAUAUUCUGCUCCCGUCUGUUCCUGA
This is a messenger RNA of Microthlaspi erraticum, 1242 nucleotides long. Lineage: Eukaryota; Viridiplantae; Streptophyta; Magnoliopsida; Brassicales; Brassicaceae. The record is from the annotation of a GenBank genome assembly.